Molecule: messenger RNA, 6574 nt
Organism: Mugil cephalus (flathead mullet)
Lineage: Eukaryota; Metazoa; Chordata; Actinopteri; Mugiliformes; Mugilidae
Gene: sema3b
Product: sema domain, immunoglobulin domain (Ig), short basic domain, secreted, (semaphorin) 3B
Exons: 18
Coding region: 1054-3507 (817 amino acids)
Biological process (GO): semaphorin-plexin signaling pathway; axon guidance; neural crest cell migration
Molecular function (GO): chemorepellent activity; semaphorin receptor binding
Source: RefSeq, a predicted model, not a curated record
CCCUCUGAGCACGUCUACUCCGCUCGGCUCCUGUGAAAACUCUGUGUGUGUGUGUGUUUGCGCGAAAACUCCUUGCGCUUGUGUGUUAAGAAGAGUUUUAUGUGUGUGCAUAGGGUUUGUGUGUUUUUCUAAGUGGACCUGAAGUGCAGCCGUUCAUCAGUGGAGCUGACGGCAGACGGGGGAAUACUCAGAUCUGACUGCGCUGCUUUUUAACUCAGCUUUUUUUUUUUUAAAGACUCAUUGGACUUUUUAUUUUUUAUUUUCUUACUUGCACCAAAGUGGGACUCUGCUACUGCUGCUGUCGCUGCUGCUACUCUCUCUGUGCCCUCCAGGCACCAUUCCCAUCACUGGAAUUACCGAUCUUAACAGGAAUUUCUACCUGCCUCAAACUUCUAUUUAUCCCGCUACUUUUUUCCUACUCUGGGACUGUACGUUAUACCCAAACUUUUCUAUACUUCCUCUCUGAAUUUGGACAUGACGCGGCUUAAUUAUGGGUAUUCUGGAAGCACAUGGCAAUAACUCGGUGACUGUGAGUAGAUGUCCUGUGAGUGGGUGAAGCAGAGAAGUCUCGUCUCAUGUGGGCAUUUGGUUUUCUUAUUGAAUGGAAAACACCACGAGAAGUUAAAGGAGAACAAAACCGCGCUGUGACGAUGGAAACCGUCAGUGCCGUCAGAGGCAUGUUGGGCUCAGGUGGAUGCUGAUCCAAACCCGGGAAUAAUCUGAACCCUUGUGGAAUUUGGGUCACCCAGAUGAAGAAGUUGGACGGAGCAGGCUUUGAUGCCCUCUGUGACUCUCCUGGACUCGAGAAGUGAACUUCGCGAGAAGAGCGGCGGGAUAGGCCAAGAGAGGACGUUUUAAAGAUUACCCUUAAAAGGAAGACUGGGAGAGACUAGAAGCCACAGAGCUAAAAGAGGAUCUGUCAUAAAGCCCUUAAAAGGCAGGUUACUACUUUUAAUACAGCACCUCUGAAUCAGAGGAGGACUGUAUCACAACAACACGAAACACUAAACCCCCGCAAACGUUCCUCGAGUUUGUUUUUUGAACCGUGCCAAGAUGAUGACCAUGAUGAUGAUGAUGGCGGCCAUGAUGGUCACCUGCAGCUCGCUGUUACUGCUGGGGCUGGCCGCCGCCCACGCCUCGUCCAGCAACAUGCCGCGCGCCGCCGCCCCCCCAUCCUCAUCCUCCUCCUCCUCCUCUUCCUCCUCCUCCUCCUCCUCCUCGUCCUCCUCACCACGCAUGAAGCUUUCAUACAAAGAGCUGCAGCAGUUCCACGGAGUUCGGCGGUUUGAGCUGGAGCGCUCCUGCUGCUUCAGCGCCCUGCUGCUGGACGAGGAGAGGGGACGCCUGUUUGUGGGGGCCAAGAACUUCCUGCUGUCACUGUCGCUGGACAACAUCGCCAAGCAAGAACACAAGAUCUACUGGCCCGCUCCAGUCGACUGGAGGGAGGAGUGCAACUGGGCUGGAAAGGAUAUCACUUCUGACUGUGUGAACUAUGUGAAGAUUGUGCACCACUUUAAUCGCACCCACCUGUACGCCUGUGGAACCGGAGCCUUCCAUCCCACCUGUGCUUUUGUAGAGGUGGGACACAGGAUGGAGGAUCAUGUGUUCAGGAUUGACCCUUCGAAGGUGGAGGACGGGAAAGGGAAGAGUCCGUAUGACCCUCGACACAAUGCUGCGUCUGUUCUCGUCGGCGAUGAGCUAUACGCAGGGGUGGCUACAGAUCUAAUGGGACGGGACUUCACCAUUUUCAGAAGCCUGGGGAAACGGCCCUCCAUCCGUACAGAACAGCACGACUCACGCUGGCUCAACGAACCAAAGUUUGUUGGUUCCUUUUGGGUCCCUGAAAGCGAGAACCCAGACGAUGACAAGGUCUUUUUCUUCUUCCGAGAGACGGCGGUUGAGGCCCAAGGGUUGGGAAAGUCCACCUACUCCCGAAUCGGACAGCUGUGCAGGAAUGACAUGGGUGGUCAGCGGAGUCUGGUGAACAAGUGGACGACAUUCCUUAAGACCCGUCUGAUCUGUUCGGUGCCUGGAGCCGAUGGCAGCGACACGUACUUUGACGAGCUGCGCGACGUGUUCCUGCUGCAGACGAGAGACAAAAAGAACCCUCUGGUCUAUACCGUCUUCUCUACUUCCAGCAGUGUAUUUAAAGGCUCAGCUGUGUGUCUCUACUCCAUGAAUGACAUCCGGAGGGCCUUCCUGGGGCCCUUCGCUCACAAAGAGGGUCCCAACUACCAGUGGGUCCCCUUCCAGGGAAAAGUCCCCUAUCCACGCCCAGGAAUGUGUCCCAGCAAGACGUUCGGCAGCUUCGAAUCCACAAAGGGCUUCCCAGACGACGUGAUCCAGUUCGCGCGUCACCACCCUCUCAUGUACAACCCGGUCUACCCCAUGAGCCGACGGCCCAUCUUCGUCAGGACUAACGUGGACUACAGCUUCACGCAGAUCGCCGUGGACAGGGUCAACGCUGCCGACGGACAGUAUGAUGUCAUGUUCAUUGGCACAGACAAAGGGACAGUGCUGAAAGUGAUCAAUGUCCCCAAGGAGAGCUGGAACAACAUGGAGGAACUUCUACUGGAAGAGUUGGAGGUUUUCAAAGAUGCCUCAUCCAUCAUCAACAUGCAAAUCUCCUCAAAACGGCAACAGCUGUACGUUGGCUCCGACACAGGCCUCGCUCAGGUUCCCCUUCACCGCUGCAGUAUGUACGGGAAGGCCUGCGCUGAGUGCUGCCUGGCCAGGGACCCGUACUGCGCCUGGGAUGGAACUUCCUGUACUCGCUACCUGCCAAACACAAAGAGACGUUUCCGCCGCCAGGACGUAAGGAACGGAGACCCCAACACCCUUUGCUCUGGAGACCACCACAAGCACCGCGUCACAGAGAGGAAGCUGUACGGAGUCGAGGGAAGUAGCACCUUCUUGGAGUGCAUCCCCAAAUCCCUCCAGGCCAGAGUCACCUGGACCUUCCAGAAACAUUCACAGAACACACGGGAGGAGGUACGUCUAGAUGACCGUAUCCUCCAGACAGACAGAGGCCUUCUGAUUCGUCGUGUCCUAAAGAGAGACAUCGGCAUCUACCAGUGCCACGCCAUGGAACACGGCUUCACCCAAACAUUACUCGGCAUCACCUUGGAAGUUGUACCCUCAACAUCCUCCUCCACCUCCAAUCUACCCUCUGAUGCCCCCGUUCGAUUAGAUCCCCGCAGCGGAGGCGGGUCCCCGAUGACCAAUCAAAAGCUCUGGUACCGAGACUUCAUGCAGCUGGUGGACCACCCUAACCUGAGCACCGUCGACCAGAUUUGCGAGCAAGUCUGGGCGCGCAAGAACGGCGGCGGCGGCGAUCAGGCGGAUAAGAGUUUUCCCGCUCAGGCGAAGGACCUCCCGCCUCUGGGUCCCGCUGCCCGCCCACCAAACAAAAAGUGGAAGCAUCUUCAGGAGAUAAGGAAGGGGAGAAACCGCCGGACCCACGACGGGAAACCAAACCCUAGGGCGCCGCGCAGCGCGGGGGAGUAACAGUGUAGACGAAAGGAUGGAGAAUGGAGAAAAGAAUGACUGAUACAAGAAAAAUGGAGGAGGGUGAUAGAAAGAGACUGAGAGACCAAGAACUCAUGGAGGUGUUCACGCACACAGAUGCACACACAUGUACAUGAAUACACAGACACGCACACACAUGCACACAAACACACACCUCCUCUAUUGUAUUAUAUUUACCUAUGGAUGCCCCCACUAUAUGGUACCCCCAAUCCUGAUCCCACUGGCCAGCCCCUGCAUGUGCUGCCUUACUGCCCAAAUUGAUUCUGCACGAUCCCUUUACACUGUUCCACUAGAGUAGACGAGUGUACUAGCAGAUAUGUGGCGGAAACCCACUUUUAUCUGUGGGCAAUAAACUCACACUCACACGUCAUUCCCUUCGCCACUCGCUGUAUACGGAAGGUGGCCUCAUAGCACACGACGACCACAUUUUAGACUUUAUACGUGGUUAGUGGGUCACAAUAUGCACACCUGCUCUCGGGACCGCACCACUCAGUAACAAAAAAAAAACAAACCACAAACUUUUGGAUCAACUCUCCUCGCGGCUUUUCUCGCCUGACGAUUUCACACCACUGCAGCGAAACGGACGGACUCGAGCGUGCACAGUGCAAAGACAAUGGAGCAACAGUACAACUGGAACCCGAAGCGAAAGUAAAGGUCGAACUGGAAACGCGUGACUAUUUAUGAUUAAUUGCACAAGCAUGCAGUUUUUUUUGUUUGUUUUUUUGACACAAAUUUGCAUAAUGAAUUGGUCCUGUGGUGCCGUCGGUGCAGAGGUGUUGAUUAGCCUCACUUUGGGUUUCUUGUGCAUAUAAGAAUGCAAUCACUAAAGAGAUAACGAUGCCAGCAGAUUUGAGAAACCUGUGGAAUGGACCAGCAAGUUGCAAAGCUGGUUCUACUGUAGUGUCUUUUUUUUUUUUUUGUUUCCAGAUAGGCACAUGAGGCCUGUUGCAACAAAAAUCAAUCAUAGUUCAUAGUUAGAGAGCAGUCAUAUGUGGUCAGAUGUGAUUAUAUCGCUUCACUGGUCCAAACCACUAAAGAACCAGACAUGGAAAACUUUCUGUUUCCACGAUGCGAUACACAAAUUAGAUGUUUACAGCACGCAGAAAAAUAGCUAGAGCACUAAAGGAAACAAAGGCCCAAAUAAGACAAUAAGACCUAAAUUGCAUCUUUUGCAGAUAUUAUAAAGCUCUAGAAGUAACACGAUUCAAGGUCUCUCUCUAAAAUUGGUCUGAAAUUUGGCGUUUUGUGAUUUGACAACAAGAAGAAAUCGCGAACACGGUGGUUCGGGCGACGAGCAUUAUUAAUAAAGUGGAAAGAUUUUAGCGAACCGAGUCUGACAACCCAUGUUCCUGGGCUACAGUACGUACAAUAUAUAUAUAUGCAUAUAUAUAUAUUAGCAUGAUAUUUAUGAGUGAGACUGAUAGUUUUUUUUAUUCUAAACGGUACUUUGUUUCUUUUACACUGUUAUUGCAUAUAUAUUGUUUGUGACAAAUAGAUAUGCAAAUAAUAAUAAUGAAAUGUCGCGGAGAAUGCACAGAAAGCUGCUCUUCUGCUACUCUACCCACAAUGCAUUUUCACAGUUUGCAAAAAAAAACUAAAGAAAAAUAACAAAAAAAUCCAAUCUGACUUCACACACUGUCGUAAUCACUUCUCAGUGUAGUGUCAUGAAUCUCAUUGACUUCUGCUGCUUUAUAAUGUCAUCUCUACAUAAUGGACGGUUAGUACUAUAAGGUCUUCCUUCUCAUGUGUUAGUCUAAUCUCUCUUAUUAAAUGUAAAAAAAAAAAAAAAAAAAAAAAAAAACUUUGUUGAUUGUCUGUGCUAACAUUGUGUUGUCUUGACUGCCCCCUAGUGUCCAUUUGCGUGUACAGGCUCAAGUGAGGAGCCUCUCUGUGGUACAAUACUAUAAUAUGUCAUAGCCUAUCCCCUGUGAAAGAAAGAAACUGGCCUGCCUUGUAAGAUAAACAUGCGUUUAUGUUUUGCAUUCAUGAAAUCUCGGUAUGAUUUUUAUGAUAAAUGUUGAGUCUAAUUUGCGCUGCGUCCUUUAAAAGACGGUUGGUUUUGUGGACUAAAAGGAGGCAGCACAAACUAGACAUGUUAGUGGAUUUUAGAUGUAUGGAAUCAUUGUCGUUAUUUAUAUACCUUCUUUAUAGAGAUGUAAUUAACUCUUUAAAAUGAACUGACUGACGCUAUAUAAAAAGGGACACUCUGUAGUUGUGGCAUCACGUCAAGGACGAGGGAGUUCACUGGGAUAGUGUUAUUAGUGCCACGAUCUGCUUUUAAUCCACAGAAUUUUACAUUUUACAAUUGUUUUCCCAAUGAUAACAUUACUGAUUUACAUUGGGAGUGACGCCAAACUGGCCCGAGUGUCCCUUUUUGUAAGCCAGCUGUUGUUUUGUGCUUGAAACUGCAUGACCAGUGUUGGGGGCUGAUGCGGUCGACAAUGGUUUGGUGGCAAGAAAGAGCGAGAGAAAGAAAGCACAAUGUUGACUUUUAUUAUUAUAAUAAUAAUUAUUAUUAUUCCUCCUCUUAUGUAUUUAUGUGCAAAGAUAAGCUGAUAUGUUGUGGUGGAUUUUUAUUUUUCUUAUAAAUGUAGAUUUACAUCUGUAUCGUUCAUGCUCUGCUGAUAAAGUCUCAUCCUCAACGUGUUUUUUUCCCCGCAGAAUAUUGUUUAAACGCUUCCUGAAGCCAGUGUCCAAAGUUCAAGUCUUCAUCAUUCUAACAGCACCUCCCAUCAGACCCGUUGUAUCCCAUGCCGUGUGACGCACCCCCUCCCCCUUCAGCAACUCACAAGGAGACGCUUGUGUGUGAGUGAGUGUGCGCGAGCCGAACGUGUGUUUGUGCGUGUGAGAGUUUUGGGGGACAGCAGAGCUCUGUAUAUAAUGGCGAAAGGAGCAGCGGUGCGUGUGGAGGCGGUCUGUGGCUGAAAGUUCAAAGGUCGAAGGCCAAAGUUAACGUGGUGCACUGUAAUACUCCCAGGUCUUUGUGAAAUGUCAUGUCAGAUUGUUUUUGAUUAACACAAUAAAAAAAAAAUAUGCAGUUACUUCA